GUACUCCUCCAUUAGGAGUGAGGGGAUACUGCUGUACUGCAAUAAAUAAUCAAUUGUAUUAUUUCGGGGGCUAUUGUGGCCAUGACGACUGCCUUCACAACAGUAUUACACAACUGGAUACCGUUAGUCUUCAGUGGAGAGAAUUAGAACCAACUGAUCCCCGUGGACCAGUUAUGAGGAGAUGUGAUGGUGGAAUGAUAUCAUUUGAACAUGAUGGAGUACACCAUUUACUAAUGAUAGGAGGAUAUGGAUCUGAGCCAGCUAAACAACUAUCUGGUUAUAAAUAUAUUGAGUUAGGUUUACCUAGUGGAAACUGGCGUACUAAUGAGCACUCGAUAUAUAAUCUAUCUUCAGGAAAAUGGAGCAAUCCUUCAAUCAUUGGUCAAUGCAUGCUACCUGCCGAUGGCUUCAUCAUUGAAAAAAUCAACAACACUAGAGCUGUUCUGUUUGGUGGAGCAGUGACUAAUGAUGAUGCUAAGACCACUUUCACUAACAAUAUUUAUAUAAUAGAGAUAUCAAUCAGCACUGUGACCUGGCAGGGUAUAAAGAAACCUGAAGCAAUAUGCCAAUGGCCUGCGAGUAGAUGGCUUCAUGCAGGUGCUAUUAUUAUAACUGGAUCAGACUGUCCUAUGCUAGUGAUAAGUGGUGGGUUGGAUAAGAAUGGUGAUACAUUGGAUGAUUAUUGGAUAUUUAAUAUCACUCAACAUUGCUGGAUAAAGUUGGAUGUACCGGCUGACUCUGUUAGUAAAAGAGAUAGUCAUUCUCUUUCAGUGCUCAUUCCUAGGCCUUAUUGUGUUUUGAUAACUGUUGGAGGAUGUGUUGAUAAAAAUGGAACAUAUGCUAACAUUGCCACGUUAACUAAACUUGUUGCUAACAGUAAAGAAGAGUGGACAGUAGGCGAUACAUUAGAUACCAACGGCAUGAAUAAUGAAGAAUACAAGAAGAAGCAGCAACUACAGACAGGAAGAAUAUGGUUGGAGGAGUACCAGAAACCAAGAAAAGAAGAUACAGCCAAUAUUGAGCAAACCGUACAAGCUCUUAUCCAAAGUCUUGAAGAGAAGGAGAGAAAAUUGCAAGAAAAGGAGAGAGAAGCACAAGUUUAUCAUCAACAAUUGAAGCAGAAGGAAAGAGAAGAAGCAGAGAAAGAGCAAGAAAUAAGAAGAUAUCGUCAUGAGCUACAAGAGAAGAAUAGAGAAGAGGAAGAGAGAGAGGAGAGAUAUCAUAACCAGUUACAAGAGAAGGAUAGGGAGCUACAGGAGAAAAAUAUUGCAAUAUAUAAGAAGGAUAGGGAGCUACGUCAGUCUCAAGAGGCAGUUCGUAGGUACCAGCAACAAGAGCUUAGUGAUGAUCACUGGGUUAUUGAUAAAGAUGAGGUGACUUUGACAAUGGAGGAGUUAGGAAGAGGAUCUUAUGCUGUCGUUACAGUUGGUAUUUUUAGAGGUUUAAGAGUAGCCGUCAAGUCACUUCAUAAUAUCAUCAUCUCAGAUGUCAAUUUAGCUCUCUUCUCCAGAGAAAUGAGUAUAGCAUCACAAGUACGUCAUCCUAACCUGGUCCAGUUUAUUGGUGCAACUAAAGUGGGUAAUCCCCUCAUCUUGACUGAGCUGAUGAGCACUAGUCUUAAUCAGGAGAUUUGCAGAAACCAAUUAACCAAUGAACAGAUUCUGAGUAUUGCUCAAGAUGUAGCUUUAGGCCUCAACUACCUUCACCUGUUUAAGCCUCAGCCUAUUAUUCACAGAGAUGUGAGCAGUCCUAACGUAUUAUUAAAGCCUUGCACUGGACCUGCUGGUUAUGAAGCUAAAGUAGCAGAUUAUGGUACAGCCAAAGUAGUGCAAGCUGAAGGUACUGGUACUGUUAUGCCAGGCACUGCUGCAUAUGCUGCACCAGAAGCUCCUAUUCCUGAUCAACACAGUCCAGCAAUGGAUGUGUACAGUUAUUCUGUUCUCCUUAUGGAAAUGAAUUUGCGCUCUAAAUUGGAAAUGACAACAUCUGAUAGAGAAGUACAAGCUGGUAGUGUCUCCUGGUCUGAUAUGAAGUCUCUCAUACAAAGAGGACUUAAUGUUGAUCCUAGAGCUCGUCCUACUAUGACUCAAGUAAUAGAGUCAUUGGAAAAGAUGAACAUUUGA
Molecule: messenger RNA, 2123 nt
Organism: Amphimedon queenslandica
Lineage: Eukaryota; Metazoa; Porifera; Demospongiae; Haplosclerida; Niphatidae
Product: U-box domain-containing protein 35-like
Exons: 5
Coding region: 174-2123 (649 amino acids)
Biological process (GO): necroptotic signaling pathway; protein phosphorylation
Molecular function (GO): protein kinase activity; ATP binding; protein binding
Source: RefSeq, a predicted model, not a curated record